Molecule: messenger RNA, 2886 nt
Organism: Aspergillus sclerotioniger CBS 115572
Lineage: Eukaryota; Fungi; Ascomycota; Eurotiomycetes; Eurotiales; Aspergillaceae
Product: ribonucleotide-diphosphate reductase subunit RNR1
Exons: 4
Coding region: 227-2788 (853 amino acids)
Biological process (GO): deoxyribonucleotide biosynthetic process; DNA replication
Cellular component (GO): ribonucleoside-diphosphate reductase complex
Molecular function (GO): ribonucleoside-diphosphate reductase activity, thioredoxin disulfide as acceptor; ATP binding
Source: RefSeq, a predicted model, not a curated record
CCACCGGCACGCGUUGGCCCCGGCGACAUCAAAUAUCUACCCUCCUGCCCCUCCGUCUUCUUUUCCUCCAUCUCUCCUCCUCAGCUCCUGUCUGCAGGACUUCUUUUGUGACGACUUUCCCUUUCCAUCCAAUCUCAAAAUCUGCCAACCUUCUUUACUACCCUAAUAUUAUAUCCAUAUACCCUUUGUUCUAGUUUGUUUCUCGUUCCUCAACCUCACUGCCAAAAUGUUUGUCUACAAGAGAGAUGGACGCAAAGAACGCGUGCAGUUCGACAAGAUCACGGCUCGUGUGUCAAGGCUCUGUUACGGUCUUGACCCUGAGCAUGUCGACGCCGCUGCUAUCACCCAAAAGGUCAUCUCUGGUGUCUACCAGGGUGUCACCACCGUUGAGCUGGACAACCUGGCUGCCGAGACUGCUGCAUACAUGACCGUCACACACCCGGAUUAUGCCAUCCUCGCCGCUCGUAUCGCCGUUUCCAACCUCCACAAGCAGACCAAGAAGCAAUUCUCGCUGGCAAUCUCAGAUCUCUACCACUAUGUCAACCCGAAGAACAACAAUCCUGCACCAAUGAUUUCCAAACAAACAUAUGAAAUAGUCAUGAAACAUGCCGACGAGCUGAACUCGGCGAUUGUCUACGACCGUGAUUUCAACUACAACUUCUUCGGCUUCAAGACCCUGGAGCGGUCAUACCUGUUGCGCAUCAACGGCAAGGUGGCGGAGCGUCCCCAGCACCUGCUGAUGCGUGUUGCCGUUGGUAUCCACGGCACCGACAUUGAGAAGGCCAUCGAGACCUACCACUUGAUGUCCCAGAAGUACUUCACUCACGCCUCCCCGACCCUGUUCAAUGCGGGUACACCCCAGCCUCAGCUCGCCUCCUGCUUCCUUGUCGACAUGAAAGAGGACAGCAUCGACGGUAUUUACGACACUCUGAAGACGUGCGCCAUGAUCUCUAAGACAGCCGGUGGCAUUGGCCUGAACGUUCACCGCAUCCGCUCCACCGGAUCUUACAUUGGCGGUACCAACGGUACCUCCAACGGUCUUGUCCCGAUGCUCCGGGUCUUCAACAACACUGCCCGUUACGUUGACCAGGGUGGCAACAAGCGUCCCGGUGCUUUUGCCAUCUACCUUGAGCCCUGGCACUCGGAUGUUUUCGAGUUCCUGGAUCUCCGUAAGAACCACGGUAAGGAGGAGGUUCGCGCCCGUGAUCUGUUCUACGCUCUGUGGACCCCGGAUCUGUUCAUGAAGCGGGUUGAGGCCAACGGUGACUGGACUCUGUUCUGCCCUAACGAGGCCCCUGGCUUGGCCGAUGUCUACGGAGACGAAUUCGACGCUCUCUACGAGAAGUACGAGAAGGAAGGCCGUGGUCGUCGCACCAUCAAGGCCCAGAAGCUGUGGUACGCUAUCCUGGAGGCCCAGACCGAGACUGGAAACCCCUUUAUGCUGUACAAGGAUGCCUGCAACAAGAAGAGCAACCAGAAGAACCUGGGAACCAUCCGCAGCUCCAACCUUUGCACUGAGAUUGUGGAGUACACUGCUCCGGAUGAGGUUGCAGUUUGCAACCUGGCGUCUCUGGCCCUGCCUACCUUUGUCGAUGCUGUCCGCGGCGAGUACGACUUUGGCAAGCUCCAUGAGGUUGUGCAGGUCUUGGUCCGCAACCUGAACAAGAUCAUCGACAUUAACUACUACCCCGUCCCGGAGGCCAAGAAGAGCAACUUCCGCCACCGUCCCAUCGCCCUCGGUGUCAACGGUCUGGCCGAUGCCUUCCUCGCUCUGCGCCUGCCCUUUGACUCUGCCGAGGCUCGUCAGCUGAACAUCCAGAUCUUCGAGACCAUCUACCACGCUGGUUUGACCGCCUCGUCCGACCUUGCUAAGGAGUUCGGACCCUACGAGACGUACGAGGGCUCUCCUGUCUCUCAGGGUAUCCUCCAGUACGACAUGUGGGAGCGUACUCCUACCGACCUGUGGGACUGGGACGCCCUCAAGGCUAAGAUUGCGCAGACCGGUGUCCGCAACAGUUUGUUGGUGGCCCCCAUGCCCACUGCCAGCACCAGUCAGAUCUUGGGCUUCAACGAGUGCUUUGAGCCCUACACUUCGAACAUCUACUCCCGUCGUGUGUUGGCGGGUGAGUUCCAGGUGGUCAACCCCUGGCUGCUGAAGGACCUGGUCGACCUCGGCCUGUGGUCCGACAACAUGAAGAACCGCAUCAUCGCGGAGGGUGGUUCCGUGCAGAACAUCCCCAACGUGCCGGCGGACAUCAAGGCGCUGUACAAGACGGUGUGGGAGAUCUCGCAGCGGACGAUCCUGCAGAUGGCCGCUGACCGUGGUGCGUUCAUCGACCAGUCGCAGUCCCUCAACAUCCACCUGAAGGAGCCCACUAUGGGCAAGAUCACCAGCAUGCACUUUGCCGGGUGGAAGAUGGGUCUGAAGACGGGUAUGUACUACCUGCGGACGAUGGCUGCUUCUGCCCCGAUCCAGUUCACGGUCGACCAGGAGCAGCUGAAGGUGGAAGACACCAACGUGGCCCGUGCGAACGCCUCUUUCAAGAAGCGGGCGGUCGGUGCGGCCUCGACCACGUACUCUGCCGUUCCCCGCGGGGAGGCCCAGGUCAACGGACACAGCGAGAACAGCAUUAACGGGGGUGAGAGCAGCCCCUUGGCACUUGCAGAGUCGGAGGGACCCGAGGAGGACAGCCAAGAGGCCGCCGAUCGGGAAAACGACAUUUACUCGCAGCAGGUGCUCCAGUGCAGCAUUGAAAACAAGGAGGCGUGUGUGAUGUGCCAGGGUUAAAGCAUGGAUGGAAAGGCGUUGGGUGUAAUAUAUCACGAUGGUAUGGUUAUGGGAUAUGAUGUAGUUAUUUUAUACAUAUGAAUUGUUCAUUUAUGGUA